Messenger RNA from Tarenaya hassleriana, 1125 nucleotides. RefSeq lists its product as uncharacterized. Lineage: Eukaryota; Viridiplantae; Streptophyta; Magnoliopsida; Brassicales; Cleomaceae. The record is from RefSeq and is a predicted model, not a curated record. Bases 1 to 1125 code for a protein of 374 amino acids. The transcript is spliced from 2 exons. Gene Ontology annotation, molecular function: nucleic acid binding; zinc ion binding.
AUGAGGAACGAGCUGCGUGUAUUCCAAGAGGCGAUGAUGCAAACGUUGCGGGCUCAUAUUCCGCCUCCACCACCGGCAGGGGGACCAGAACCAAGGGGGGAGGACUUACCUCCACCGCCACCUGUGGACCCAAUGGCCGGAGAGUAUCUUCCUAUCAUCAGGGAAUUGCGGGCCAUGCAUACCCCGCGUUUCGAAGGCUCACUGAGUCCGAAAACUGCAGAAGAGUGGUUAACUACCAUUACUCGAGACUUGGAAUAUGUCCAAUGCCCUCAUCGCCACCGAGCUACGAUAGCGAGCCAUCACCUGGCGGGGCAGGCUCGACACUGGUGGAAGAAGGUGGUGCAGGAAAUGCCCGAGGGACACCGCUUUACCUGGGAGGAGUUCAAGGGGGAAUUCGAACACAAAUACUACAACCACCAGGAUCAAGAACACCGCUUUACGGAAUUCUUGCAGCUGCAGCAAGGGAACAUGACGGCAGAGCGAGGAGAAAAAGAAGAGAAGGAGGAGCGCAUCCGAGAUCGGAGCCCUAUCAGGCGAUUCUCCAACGCCCAACCUCCGGGAAAGACCAGCCAGACAGGUCAGAGCAGCCAGUCACGGGGCAAGGGGAAAGCACCUGCUGAUGGUGUACUACCGCUGCCUCCACCACCUUAUCGGGGACCGCUGACCUGUUUCCGAUGCCAACAGCCGGGACACUGUGCGGCCACUUGCACCGCACCUACAGACACACUGCCUAUGGCCAGACAGCCACGACCACCACCUAGGGCUGGAGCAGUCCCGAGAGUUUAUGCUCUUGAGGCUGAGGCGGAGGCACAAGAGGAGGAGACCAAUCUCGGAGAAGACGAAGCUCUUCACCUUUGCGAUGUUGAGUGCUAUACAUUGUUUGACACUGGGGCUACUCACAGUUUCUUGAGCUUAGAUACGAAGAGCGACUUUACUGUUCGCACACCAUCAGGAGAGACGCUCCCGGUACAUGGGACCUUACGCGAUGUAUCGCUGGACAUCUGUGGUCGUAACUUGGCCGCAGAUCUCAUAGUGGUACCGAUUGGCGGUCAUAGCAUUAUAUUGGGCAUGGAUUGGUUGUCGAAGCACCGAGCUCAGAUUGAUUGUCAAAAGAGAACCAUAUGA